Molecule: messenger RNA, 4950 nt
Organism: Salmo salar (Atlantic salmon)
Lineage: Eukaryota; Metazoa; Chordata; Actinopteri; Salmoniformes; Salmonidae
Source: RefSeq, a predicted model, not a curated record
CCCACCCUUGCUCGCUCCCGCCCAGUGUAAGGGCGUCCCUGGUUGGUUUCCAUGGCUUGCCUUGCCGUAAAGUGAGGGAAAAUGUCUGAUUCCUGUCAGUGUUUAUAUUCUUGAUUCCUGAACCAGGCGUUGUUCCCGAUAUAUCGCUAGAAGCAUGACUAUUACAGCUAUAUACCUAGUUAAAAACCACGCUGGGAUGUCCGGGGCUUAAUCCAAGGGACUUUAUUAACACGGGUGCCCACCCUCCCUUUCAGAGCCAUGUCACUGGGCAGCAGCAGGGGAAGCAGCAGCAGCAGCAGCAGCAGCAGCGGUGGUGGUAGAGGUGUUAACCUCCCAGUGGAGGUAUGGCGUGUGGUCCUGGCCUACCUCCCCCUCCCAGAGCUGGGCCGCUGCAGCCUGGUGUGCAGGGCCUGGAGAGAGCUGAUCCUCUCCCUGGAUAACACCCGCUGGAGAGAGCUCUGCCUGGGCCUGCCCGAGUGUCCUCGACACCCCAACUGGCCCAGCCAGCCCCACCUGGAGCCCUCAUCCUGGAGAGAAGCCCUGAGGCAGCAUGCCAUCGCCAGUCGUACCUGGUCCCGUCACGCCCACCCUGAGCUCCAGCCCUCCUCCUGCCUUCACCUGUUCCGCCGGAGGAAGGAGAGGAGGGUGUGGCAGGUGGGGUCGGGCCUGGAGCUGGAGACGUUGAGGGGGGCGUUGGUUGUAGCUGGGUCGUACGACCGGGUGGUGCUGCACCCCGGGGUGUAUGAGGAGCAGGCAGAGUUGGUGCUGAAGGUGCCUGUGGAGGUGGUGGGGUUAGGGAGGCUGGGGGACGUGGCUCUCCUGGUCAGUCUGGAGCAGCAGUGUCCCACAGCCAGGCUCUCCAACCUGGUCUUCAUGCCUGCAUGGUUCUCCACCGUUGUAUACAAGACAUCAUCAGGUCAUGUCCAGUUGGACAACUGUAAUUUCGAGGGAGCUCAGCUGCAGAUCCGAGGACCAGGAACCUGCCACGCCCGCUUCUGCUCAUUCUCACAGGGAAGCUCCACCCACUUCCUGGGCGUGGCCCUCAGCCUGUUGGAUAGCUGUGAUUUCUCAGGAAGUGAUUCGGCGUCCGUGACGGUUGAGGGCGCUCCAGUGACGGAGCGGAACUGGGCCUGUAAACACCUGGCCGCUCUGGCCCGAACCACCACAUCCUGGACCUCGCCUGGGAGUGGUAGCCCAGCUGGAGACAACUUGGGCGGGCAUUCAGGAGCCACACGGCCCCCUGGGGCUACCAUCACCCUGGAGGACUGGAGCAAAGGAGAAACGGAGAGCAGGAGGAGAGGAGGAGGAGGAGGAGAGAAAGGAGGUUGUCAGGAUACGGUGAUUGAGGACGGCUGGAGCGACAGCGCUCCUAGUGAGGAGGAAGAGGAGGAGGAAAAAGGAGAGGAAGGUUCAGGACAAGGCAACAACAGUCUAAACUACAGACUGGCCCACAGUCACCACGGCCUCUCUCAUCUCCUCAGACCCAACCAGGACGACUCCCCCUCGUUGACCCCUGAAAUCCGAACCCUGAGCGAGGAGCUCCAACGCGACCCCGGAGCCCAGGCGCUGGUCGAGGCAGUGCAGGGGUGCGUGCUGAGGCGCUGCCUGUUUCGGGACGGCAAGGGCGGUGUGCACGUGUGUAACCACGGAAACGCCAGGUUGGAAGGAAACGUGUUCCGAGGGCUGACCUAUGCCGUGCGCUGCAUCCAGAACGCCACGAUUGUGAUGCUCAGUAAUGAGGUGUGUGAGUGUCGUGCGUCGGGCGUGUUCCUGCGUCUGUCGUCUCACGGUCUGAUCGCUGACAACAACAUCCACUCCAACGGGGAGGCGGGGCUUGACAUCCGCAAGGGGGCGGACCCCAUCAUCCUGUGUAACAGAAUACACAGUGGUUUGCGUUCCGGCAUCGUGGUCCUUGGCAACGGGAGGGGUUCCAUCCGGAGCAACCAGAUCUACAACAACAAGGAAGCAGGAGUCUACAUUCUGUUCAACAGCAACCCUGUAGUCAGUGGAAACCAUAUCUUCCAGGGUCAGGCAGCAGGGAUUGCUGUGAAUGAGAACGGCAGAGGGGUGAUAGUCGAGAAUGUGAUCAGGGAGAACCAGUGGGGGGGUGCAGACAUCAGGCGGGGGGGCGACCCGGUCCUGAGGAAUAACUACAUCUGUCAUGGCUACUCUGACGGAGUGGUGGUGGGGGAGAGAGGCCGUGGACUCAUAGAGGAAAACCACAUCUACAGCAACAAGGGCUGUGGUGUGUGGUUGAUGUCCUCCAGCCUCCCUCAGCUGUUGGGAAACUACAUUACCCAUAACCGCAUGUACGGGCUGGCCGUGUUCUGCCGAAAGGACCCUGACGGGGGCGGGACCAGGGAAGGGGGGCAGGAGGGAGGAGGAGGAAGAGGACAGGAGAACUUCCAUGAGGAAGGAGAGCUGCUGGCGUGGGAAGGUGACCUUGACAUCGAGUACGAACGUCUCUGCGCCGGGUACUCCAGCAGCUCGGCUCUGGUGGAGGGAAACUGCAUUAGCCGCAAUGGAGCGGUUGGUUUGUACGUGAAGAGCAGUGAACCGCUGAAUGUCGUCGCCAACCUAGUGAACGGUAACCGUGGCGCCGGUGUCGCCGUGCUACAGAGCGGUCAGCUGACUCGACUAGUCGCUAACUGCGUCCGUGGAAACGGUCGCGGCGGCGUCACCGUGGAGAGGGAGUGUCGGGUGGAACUCCGCGGCAACGGUGUGUAUGACAACGGCGGCCAUGGCGUUAGUUUCCGGGGCGACGGACAGGUGGUGGAGAACGACGUGGUGGGUAACCGCGGUUACGGGAUACGGUUGACGGACAGCGCCGACGUCAAGGUGUUGCGUAAUCGAGUCCAGCCAGUGCAGGGGUGUGGCAUCGCCGUGCUGGGGCCGGCAAAGGCCGUCGUCCACGACAACCUGGUGUUCCAGGGUCACCCCGGCAACGUCAAACCCCCGCUACACCGCGACCCCGGCAACGACGGCAGCGCACUGCGCAACAACAGCGUGCUGAAACAUAGCAACAGGACAUGUUCCUCUGCCCCUCCCUGGGUUUUGGAGAACCCUCCCCCCCGUCCCCCCUCUGACCGUCCCUCAUACCUCCCCUCCUCCGCCUCCUAUCACCCCUCCCACUUUGUCAAUUCCAUGACUACCAGGAUCACGGCCACCGUCGAGAGCGGUUGCCACAACAACGGCAGCGUUUUCUGCACCAUCCUCUGAGGCCCUGGCAACCAGCCCGCCUAGCAACCCCGCCCUGAAGACGGAUUGGAUGACCUCCUCACCAGGGGUCAAGAGUUCUCCUGUCCCGAGACAUUCUGUUUUCUUAAAAAUUCCUCUGACAUUUUGAUCUAGGAACACUUGGACUCUGCAGAUGUUGUGGAAUGGCUGGCUGGACACAGAAUGUUGUCCUCCCCGGGGGUUCUAGAACGUUGUCCUCCACGGGGGUUCUAGAACGUUGUCCUCCCCGGGGGUUCUAGAACGUUGUCCUCCCCGGGGGUUCUAGAACGUUGUCCUCCCCGGGGGUUCUAGAACGUUGUCCUCCACAGGGGUUCUAGAAUGUUGUCCUCCCCGGGGGUUCUAGAACGUUGUCCUCCCCGGGGUUCUAGAACGUUGUCCUCCCCGGGGGUUCUAGAACGUUGUCCUCCCCGGGGUUCUAGAACGUUGUCCUCCCCGGGGGUUCUAGAACGUUGUCCUCCACAGGGGUUCUAGAACGUUGUCCUCCCCGGGGGUUCUAGAACGUUGUCCUCCCCGGGGGUUCUAGAACGUUGUCCUCCACAGGGGUUCUAGAACGUUGUCCUCCCCGGGGGUUCUAGAACGUUGUCCUCCACAGGGGUUCUAGAACGUUGUCCUCCACAGGGGUUCUAGAACGUUGUCCUCCCCGGGGGUUCUAGAACGUUGUCCUCCACAGGGGUUCUAGAAGUGUCAUUGAGCUAUGAGAUCCCCACUACUGGAGGAGCUUCUAUGCAGCUUCUAUAUUACUUCUAUACAGAACCAACUCUCACUAUACAACAUUUACCACUGUGACUGGUGUGGUGUCAUGUGACUGGUGUGGUGUCACGGACAGUAUCAUGUGACUGGUGUGGUAUCAUGGACAGUAUCAUGUGACUGGUGUGGUAUCAUGUGACUGGUGUGGUGUCAUGGACAGUGUCAUGUGACUGGUGUGGUGUCACGGACAGUAUCAUGUGACUGGUGUGGUAUCAUGGACAGUAUCAUGUGACUGUUGUGGUAUCAUGUGACUGGUGUGGUAUCAUGUGACUGGUGUGGUGUCAUGUGACUGGUGUGGUGUCACGGACAGUAUCAUGUGACUGGUGUGGUGUCAUGGACAGUGUCAUGUGACUGGUGUGGUGUCAUGGACAGUGUCAUGUGACUGGUGUGGUAUCAUGUGACUGGUGUGGUAUCAUGGACAGUAUCAUGUGACUGGUGUGGUGUCAUGGACAGUGUCAUGUGACUGGUGUGGUAUCAUGUGACUGGUGUGGUAUCAUGGACAGUAUCAUGUGACUGGUGUGGUGUCAUGGACAGUGUCAUGUGACUGGUGUGGUAUCAUGUGACUGGUGUGGUAUCAUGGACAGUAUCAUGUGACUGGUGUGGUGUCAUGGACAGUGUCAUGUGACUGGUGUGGUAUCAUGUGACAGUAUCAUGUGACUGGUGUGGUGUCAUGGACAGUGUCAUGUGACUGGUGUGGUGUCAUGUGACUGGUGUGGUAUCAUGUGACUGGUGUGGUGUCAUGUGACUGGUGUGGUAUCAUGGACAGUAUCAUGUGACAUCAGUGGUUAGGGACUGGAGUUUUGCCUGACUAGGAAUAACUCCUGGCAUUAAUAAUGACAAUAUUCACGUUUCCUCACUGGAAUGUCUUUUUACUGGGCUUCCUCACUUCUUCCAGACAGGUAAUGUUCUGACGGAGCGGUAUGAACUCACACUUUAUUACAUUAAAGGUUUUAUUGGUUUACAGAA